AGGUUGUUUGCGUUUCUCAUGGAGUAAUGAUGGCACCUUAUCCAGAAGAGGUGGAUGUAUUUACUGGCCCACACUGGCGAAUGAAACAGUUGGUGGGUCUUUACUGCGAGAAGCUGUCGCAGACCAACUUCUCCAACAACAAUGACUUCCGCUCAUUCCUCCAGUCGCUCUGUGCCACCUUCAAGGAGUUCAAGAUGCAUGAGCAGAUCGAGAAUGAGUACAUCAUCGGGUUGCUUCAGCAACGCAGCUGCACUGUGUACAACGUACACUCUGACAACAAGCUCUCGGAAAUGUUGUCCCUAUUUGAGAAGGGGCUCCGCAGUGUAAAGAGUGAACACGAGCAGCUGAACUAUGCCCGGCAGCUGAAGGAGAGGCUGGAGGCCUUUACACAAGACUUCCUGCCUCACAUGAAGGAGGAGGAGGAGGUGUUCCAGCCCAUGCUGAUGCAGUACUUCUCCUACGAGGAGCUGAAGGACAUCAAGAAGCAGGUGAUCGCCCAGCACUGUAGCCCACAGCGCUGCGACUCUGCGGCCGAGGUGCUGAAAGGCCUCAGCUUGUGGAGCCAGGCGGAGGAGCUGCACAAGGCCUUCAAAUACUCCGACCACGAGAAGACGGACGACGAGCUGGAACACGGAGCGUCGUUCACUCACGUGUCGGCGUUGCCCUCCGAGGUGCUGCUGGCGCUGUUCCGCUACCUGGGGCCUGACGACCUGUGCCGCUGCAGCCUGGUGUGCAGGACGUGGUGGGAGCUGACCAGGACGGGCUUCCUGUGGAGACACCUGUACCCUGUACGCUGGACCAGAGGAGACUGCUACCGGGGCCCCCCGGCAGGGUUGGACAUAGAGCCGGACGAGGAGUGGGUGAAGAGCCUGCAGGACGAGGGACGAGCCUAUCAGGAGCGCGACGAGGACGCAGACGUGGACGAGUCAGAUGAGUCCUACGAGGACUCCCUGGCGAUCCGAGCGGCCCAGCGGGAGAAGCAGCUGCUGAACGGGAUGAUCCAGAACAUUCUCCCGGCCGUGGGGCCCUCUGUCAGGACUGUCGUCCUGGCCUACAGCUCCACCGUCUCCAGCAAGAUGGUGCGUCAGAUCCUCAGUCUCUGUCCAAACCUCACCCACCUGGACCUCACCCAGACGGACGUCUCGGACUCAGCCUUCGACAGCUGGUCUUCCCUGGGGGCGUGUCGGUCUCUGGAGCACCUCGACCUAUCAGGCUGUGAGAAGAUCACUGACCACGCCCUGAAGAGGCUGUCGGUGGGACUGGGGGACCUGUCUCUUCCUUCGCCCUUCAAGAACCACUCCGACCGGCGCGCUAAGCUCCUCAAGGCCCCCCCCAGCCCCCUCCGCCUGCUUGAUGGGCGGGGCCAGGAUCAAGCUGGGCAAGGCUUGUGUCCGGAUGGGCAUGGCCUAAGUCCGGCUGGGCGGGGCCGAGCGGCGCUGAUCUUCAAGGGGCGUAGGGGCGCCCCCUCCCCCCCCACCCGGGUCUGGCUCCUGGACGCAGCGGAAAUGGCCGAUAUCGAGGACGCCGCAGAGUGGAGCCGGCGAGGGAUGUCUGUCUCCGAGGGGCGGGGCUUCGGAGAGACGCCAAUGGGGGGAGGGGCCUGCUGCUGCAAAAGCAGCAAGAGGCGGAGCCUCAGGACUGGUUAUGGCGCCCCCCUGUGGCCUGGUCAGCGCAGUCAGCUGUCCAGCUGCGGUCACUCAACAUGCUGCUCUGACACGGCCCUCAGGACUGGUGCCGGGCCGCAGUGUCAGCCUCCUGCCAUGGGGGGCAGCGGCGAGCUUCGGACUAAACGCUCCACCGAGGAGCCGCAGGGCCCAGAGCCUGCUCCCAGGACUAACCAAUCAGGAGGGAGACGUUCUCUAAGGUUCCUAAGCCUGUCGGGUUGCUAUCAGGUCACAGACCAGGGCCUCAGGGCUCUGUCCCAGCGCGGUGGCCUGCCUCUCCUGGAGCACCUGAACCUGUCAGGCUGUCUCCUGGUCACCGAGAGCGGCCUGCAGGACCUCGUGUCUGCCUGCCCCGCCCUCAACGACGAACACUUCUACUACUGCGACAACAUCCAAGGUCCCCAUGCGGACACGGCCAGCGGAUGCCAGAACCUGCAGUGUGGAUUCAGGGCGUGCUGUCGCUCUGGAGAGUAACCUCCCCUCAACCCCUUCCCCCCUUCCCCUCACCUCCCUCCCUCACCCCCUCUCUUCCAUUACCCUUAACCUCCAUG
This is a messenger RNA of Hypomesus transpacificus, 2215 nucleotides long. RefSeq names its product F-box and leucine-rich repeat protein 5 (gene fbxl5). Lineage: Eukaryota; Metazoa; Chordata; Actinopteri; Osmeriformes; Osmeridae. The transcript is spliced from 11 exons. The coding region runs from base 27 to 2138 and encodes 703 amino acids. Gene Ontology annotation, molecular function: protein binding. Gene Ontology annotation, biological process: SCF-dependent proteasomal ubiquitin-dependent protein catabolic process; intracellular iron ion homeostasis. The record is from RefSeq and is a predicted model, not a curated record. Gene Ontology annotation, cellular component: SCF ubiquitin ligase complex.